Brassica oleracea var. oleracea is the source of this 891-nucleotide messenger RNA. RefSeq lists its product as uncharacterized. Bases 1 to 891 code for a protein of 296 amino acids. The record is from RefSeq and is a predicted model, not a curated record. The transcript has a single exon. Gene Ontology annotation, molecular function: zinc ion binding. NCBI's taxonomy places the organism in Eukaryota, Viridiplantae, Streptophyta, Magnoliopsida, Brassicales, Brassicaceae.
AUGUUGUACUUGGUCAAAGGCGCUGCUUAUGCACAUACGCUUUUCGAUUUUAACCGCUACAUGGAUGAGAUACGAAGUAUAAACUCCAACAUUGCUACAUAUUUGGAGAAUGCUGACGUCUCGUUAUGGGCACGAGUUCACUUUCAAGGUGACAUAUACAACAUAAAGACUAGCAACAUCGCAGAAUCUAUCAACUCUGCACUUAAGCCAGCCAAAGGAUUCCCAACCUCAUUCCUUCUAGAAUUUAUACGCGAGAAGCUAGGAAGGUGGUUCUUUAAAAGGAGAGAAGAUGCUUUGAGUUUCACAUCACAACAUAGUCGGGGAGUUGAAAACUUGUUGGCUAUUCGUGAAGAGUAUGCAUAUAUAAUAAAUGUGGAGUGUAUUGAUGGUUGGCGAUUUGUUGUGAGAGGAGGACAUCGAGAUUGUGUUGUUGACUUGGAACUUCGGAGGUGUCAAUGUGGUGUGUUUAAUAUUGAGAAGAUACCUUGUUCACAUGCCAUCUCUACACUUGUAUGCCCAUCCUAUUCAAAGAAUUAUCUUUAUGCAGCAUACGCGGAAAAUAUAUAUCUCAAAAGUGAUGUUUUGGAAGCUCCCAACACUGAUGACAUAUCACCUGCCAAUGAAGAAGGAGCUUAUAACACACGUAAAUGUCUUCCUCCAGAUGUCAAGCGUGGUCCGGGUAGGCAAAAGAAGUCGAGGUGGAAGUCUUGGCUAGAAAUUUCCAGGAUGAGGGGUAGGGCAAAAUAUCCAGAACCGAAGAACCGACCCAAAACCGACCCGAAAAUCAGGAUCCCGAACCCGAUCGGACCCGGGGUAAAUAACCGAAUGAGUCAUAAAUUGAUGUAUCCGAAGAACCGGUACCCAACCCGAUCCGAACUGAGAACCGAAUGA